AUGCCGCCCCCCGGCCGGGCGCCGCCGCUCGGGCUCCUGCUGGCGCUGACUGCGCUCCGGUGCCCAGCUGCCGAGAGUCGAGGCCCCCCGGACAGCCCGCAGAGGUUCUCCUCUCUGCCCACGUACCUCCCCGCCAGCCUUCAGGUCUCCAGCGCAGAGGAGGCUUUCUUCCUGAAGGAGGCCAACCAGGACCUCAUGCGGAACUCCAGCCUGCAGGCCCGGGCCGAGUCGCUCUUCAUCUACCGAGCCUGGUCACCGCCUGUCAUCAACGCCAGCUACGGCCCCUUCUCGGUGGAGAAGAUGGUGCCCCAGGACCUCAUGCUGUCCCCCACCCCGUUUGGAAGCACAGAGAGGUUUCCCUUCAACUGGAAGCUGAAAUCUCACAUCCUAGCCACCUCCAUCUACUCCAACAGACCCAAGGUGCAGACUCUGUUUUACAUCGCCGGCGCGACCUGGGAUGACCACGAUGCUGGGGAUGACCUUCCCUGCGUCAAGAUGUUUGCCUUCCCAGAGGCCAGAGAAGUGGCGGCCAGUUGCCGGCUGCAGGGGACCCCCGGGCUGUGCGUGGCCGAGCUGGAGCUGCUGCCCGAGUGGUUCAGCUCGGGGCUGGACCUGGAGCCCGAGGAGGAGAUCCCGGCGCUGCUGGGGGGCACGGCCAUGGAGCUCUUCUUCAGCCUGUACCCGUCCGACGAGGCUGGCCAGUGUCCGCUGCAGGAGGAGGGCAGGUGGGAGAACAAUGUCCACCUGGAGGACGGCCCCCUGCAGGGGCUCCCGGCCCGCGAGAGGAUCGGCAGCGUGGUGGUCUACCCCACUCAGGACGACCUGCGCUGGUCCCUGGUGAGCCUGGAUGAGAAUGUCGCUCUGUCCGUCCCUCUGAACCUCGUGCGGGAAGGAGACACAGCCACCUUCUUGGUGUCUCUGGCCAGUAGCUCUGUGGCAGAGCAGUUCACUCUUCGGAUGAAGGCAGCCGCUGGCGUGAGGAUCAUGGCGGUGAGGCUCAGCAAGGAGGACCAGUGGGCGGUGCAGGAGGAAAUAGAGCACAGCAGCACCCAGACCACGGCGGUCCUGGCCUGCGUGGGCCACCACGCUGCCACGCAGAGCAGAGGAGAAACUCGAGAAGGAAUAAAUGUGGAAGCAGGUGGAGCAGAGAAACUCAGAGCUGGAGGGAAGGACAGCCAGAGGAGAGGCCACCCGACAUGUCCGGGAGCGGCGUCCCGUGACGCCGUCGGCCUCAGCGAUGCCCAGGGGCCGGUGGGAGGAGGCGAGAGAGGCCGCGUCAACCCUUGCCAGGUGAAGUUCAGGCGCUGGAAGGGAGCCUUCCGGCAUGUUCCUCCGCUCAUUCUCAUCCAGAAAGCCGGGCUGCCUCGGUCACCGUCCGUUACCGAGGACGGCCGGCACCUCCCAUCCGGUGGCCGGCCCGAGCAGUGCCAUCCCACGGUGACGGGAGGCAGGCUGAUGAUCCACUGCCUUCACUCCAUGGGCCUCGUGCUGGCUGUGAGGGAGGAGGCCACUGCACCAGCAGAUGCCCGUGGCAUGGUCCAGGCAGACGGCAGUGGAAUCGUGCCCCGUGUGUGCCUGACACUGCGGCUCUGCCUCCUGCUGGGCGGCGGGGCUGUCGUCAGCCUAUCUCUUCCUGAGGUUGGUAGCGGGGAGGCUGGUGCAGCUGGGGUGAACCUGCCGUGGUCCUCCCCACCCCCGGCAUGGAAGCCCGUGGCCUCCUUCCCCUCGGUGCACGCGGGCACUCACCCCCAGCAGCUCCGAAUCCAGAAAGAGGUCAAACCCUCGCUUCCCUCGGCGGCUUCUGGGGACAGGGCUGAGACCCCUGGUGGUUUGUCAGCAGGGCCCUCGAGGCCCACCAGGGGUCAGGGCUCCACUCCCCAUGGGCAGCGCUCUGGCCACGCCUCCCGGCCGGCCGGCGAGACUCGCAGAUGA
Dipodomys spectabilis (banner-tailed kangaroo rat) is the source of this 1932-nucleotide messenger RNA. Its product is annotated as transmembrane protein 132B-like. The transcript is spliced from 6 exons. The record is from RefSeq and is a predicted model, not a curated record. Lineage: Eukaryota; Metazoa; Chordata; Mammalia; Rodentia; Heteromyidae. Bases 1 to 1932 code for a protein of 643 amino acids.